CGUCGGCCGAAACAUCAUCACUCACUCCGCUCGUCUCCAAGAAUACAAACACGCGCUGCCAGAAGGCACGGAAACAUUCGGCUCCCCUCCGAACAGCAGCCAGAUGGAGCUUCAGCCUCUUGAGCUCAGAGGAACCAGCUCGCUCAUAAGCUCUGGGAUGAGUGCAUCAAGAAGGAAAACUAAAGAUCGGCUCAACGAUCAAAUUUUACCGAAACCCUUCCAUGUCAAUAUGGGAGAGAAGAUGAUCCAGGUCGCCUUUCCAAAAGAGCAUCCUUACGCAUCCCAUAUAUCUCGCUAUGCAAUCUUUCCAUCAUUUAAAUGUCCGGACGAUCCAGACUCGGGAGUCAGAGCUUCGUCGCAGCCUUUCCUCACCCCUCACGUUCCGAAGGCUGCCCCGGAAGUGAGCGUGCUGAGCAAGUGUAUCGGAGGUCCAUAUCGGCUGGAGGUUGUGGAGUCUGCCGCAGGGAGAGGGGAGAACGCUCUGGCGUGGCCUGGGCACCGAGGAUUCUGGGAUUAUGCGAAGCCGAUGACAGAAGAAAGUCAAGUCUGGUACCCCACUCCCCCGAAGACUGUCCUGCCUAAUCCCAAACUACGUGAGUGGGAAGGAACUUUACCAGAGCGCACCAGCAACAUGCUGAAGAAUCUGGAGAAGGCCCUCUGGGUCACGUCGUAUCAGAUGCACUACACUGGCUCCGGACCAGCCCGUCCUCUCCAGAUCGAUGACUUCAGGGAAAAGAUAAGUGACCCCAGCGGGACGUCUUCACACGCUGCACCUCUGAGAGAAAGGUCACAGCCCGUGUUCAUUCCCUCGAAACCAAGAAGAGGACGCCGGAGAAGACAUGAGAGCUUCAUGCAACUGAGUCCCUCCUUAGCUUCAAAGCAAGGCUCUCCUUCAGCUACUGUAAACCAAUGUAGGUCACCAGAGAUUACCACCGAGUCUAAUGAAGCACCGGUGCCAAACAAACUGGGUCACAGUAUAUCACAGGGCGCUGUGGAAGUGCUGAGCUCAGGGUUUCCUCAGGAGGUCAUGAAGAAAGACUCCUGCGACAGGUUUUGGAAUGUUGGUGCUCAUCAGGAACUGCAGCUUAAAUCCGGGCUCCUGCCUCGUCCACCCGUCCUUCCUGGCAUCCAGCAGUCAAACAGAACCAACAGUUCCAACCCGCAGACACUUCUACAGCCAUUCAGUAAGUCUGAAGCUCAUCGCCGGUUUAACGUCUCCACCGCAAGACCUCUUGUGAACCUGAAUGACAACGUGGUCACCGGACGAAAACACGACUUCUAUGGAGUCAACUGCAACUUCCUUCACUGAGGGUUGCCUCACCACUUCAGCGAACACAGACCACAGUGGGAUCCAGUGAGGGUCCUGAUGACUUGAACUACUGUAGUUGGCCAUUGGUCUGAGAUAUGAAACAAAAGUGACAGAUUUGCAUUCAAGUCAAUGCAGAGGCGUGAAUAUGGGCGAGGAAAUUGAAGCACGUUUGGGAUGACAAGGUCAGAACUACAGUGACUUUCAUGCUGAAGUUGAAAAGUCUGAACUCUGGCGACACGUUAACCAAUUGGAUUUUAGAUUUUGCACAGAUAGGCAAGCGUGUAUUUGAAACGUAGGAUGGUAGAGGAAGCUACCGCCUUCCUCGACCCUCGGAUUGACUUCAUUUCAUUUCAUAUGGCCAUGAAAACAUCACCUCAUGUUCAUGGCAGGCUGAAAAGCUGAGGUAAGUAGCUGAGCAGAGCCAAAUGUUUAAAGCUAAGUUGCUCAUUCAUGAUCGAAAUUGAAAGUUUGGGAGGAGAAGAAUCAGAAGCGAGGAAGGCGGCACCGUCCCUACCAUCCUGUUUAUCAAAUUAAAGGGAAAGUUGAUCGAAAGAAGGGGAGAAAAGAAAGAGAAGCUAAUUGUGGCAGUUGCUAACAUUCACGACUCACCAGGCUCCUCUGAAUGAUGGAAUCCCACGGUAGACAAUUACUGAUGGGCUGGUCAGGCUUCAUGAAACAGUGUCCAUGUUCUCAGAGCCCAGUCUUGGUUUAAAAUUGAUGAAGUUUCUUUGAAAUGGUUGUUCAAUUACCAAGAUUUUAGAGCAGAUGGAGCCAUUUUGUGGCCUCUGAAAGUAAGGACACUGUUUCAUGAAGCUUCAUCGUCUCAUCCAAUAGUGACAAUUCUGCCUCUCAACUUUUUCACUGUCCACUAACUUCAGCAGAGUGACCUACUUUUUCAGCGUGACUAGUGUGUCAUGUGUGAUGUGAACGUACCUGAAGACCUGUAGGCCAGUGUCAACCAAGGCACUUUCAUUUCCCCCCUCCUCCCACAGUAAUUCACAUCAACCAGCUUUCAUUGUGGCAGUGAUGAUGGAAUUAAGGAGGCUUCUUCUUUGAGCUCGUGUGUUGAACAAGAAGUGUAGCGCCACUGUCAGUCCAUGAACACAUAGCUGUGCAUCUGUGCUUCGCCCUAGGAUUGGAAAUAAUUGAACGCAUCCCGCACAUGUUUUCUUAGCUGGUGUAACUCAUAGACAGACACUACUGCACUUGCUGCAGGAGCUCACCGACACGUGUGUUCUCCCACAUGCUCCCCCAGCACUGCUGGAAAACAGGCACUCAAUUAUGCCUCGGCCCAUAUUGGAGUCUCUAAUUGUCUGUCCCUGAGAUGAACCAGCAACCAGUUCAGUGCCCCAGAUGUUCUUUUAGACCUUGGUUUCACAAAAAGUUUGUGACAAUUUUUGUUUGGGUUUUCAGAGGUGAGGGAUCACAAUACUUGGCCAGUGGGUCAAAGGUUUCUGGGAGGGAAAAGAGGCCUGCAACACACGUGGCACUGCCAAGAAGCGGUGCACGUGUUUAACCAUUGUUACUGUCUUGUGAGACAAAGGCUGUACAGUUUCUGGUUGGGUUUCCUUUCUUCCAGCCUGUUCAUGUAGCAUGCUAAUUAUCUCCUAAGCCCACCGAAUGGUCUGAAUCCACUGUCGUUGUUAAUUCCGUCUUUGUUUCUGUGCAUUUUAUGCACGACAUUAAUUAGAGCUCAACAUGUGUGGAACAACAGUGCCCUCCUAUACGGCUCCCUUAAGCCGCCGCAGACAGACAAAUAAAAGAAAAUCCCUUCAAAGCUCUUAGAGUCCGCAUGUCAUGUGUUCACCAGAUAAUUACCAUGGUGUUUUCAUUUACAUGAGAGGACAUUUAUAUGAAGCUGUAUCGCACACGCACACACACACAACCCUGAGUUGUGCAAUGGAAUCUGAGUGUGGAGGUGCUGCGGUAACCUUCGCGCUCGGCGGUGUGAAAGAAGAAAAUAACCCUUUUUCAUAUAAUCUUUUGCCGUCAGGCUGACUCAUUGUGAAAAGAUUUUUGUGUGUGACAGCGAGUCCUUGAGGAGGGAGCCGCGCGUCCUUCAGAGACAGAGCAACAUGAUAAUGGCUCCCACUGCAAACUGCACCUGUGCAGCUGCUGAAUCCAGGAACGUGAGACAAGGCCACACUCGCAUGCAGUGUGGAGCCUCAUUCCAUCCUCGCUGGCUGGGUGUCACAAAUCAGCUCA
This is a messenger RNA of Synchiropus splendidus (mandarinfish), 3514 nucleotides long. RefSeq lists its product as uncharacterized. The transcript is spliced from 9 exons. The record is from RefSeq and is a predicted model, not a curated record. Gene Ontology annotation, cellular component: centrosome. Bases 104 to 1309 code for a protein of 401 amino acids. NCBI's taxonomy places the organism in Eukaryota, Metazoa, Chordata, Actinopteri, Syngnathiformes, Callionymidae.